AUGAAAAUUAGGGGCCUCCUCCCCCUAGGAGCUCUUACCGCAAGAGCAACCGCACAAGACAACAACGCGAUCUUCGAACCCCAAGAUUUCAACGUCACUGCAGCUCUCGAAAACAUUGGUGUCGAUAUUUCGAAAAUUCCAGAGUCUGAUUCUACACUGAACUCGCGAUCUUCAUCCGCGCAAUGUUCACAUGCGGUAACUUUAUCCAUAAUUUUCAGCUCUGACCAAGUUCUACCUGAAAAUGCAAAUUCGUACAGCAACUUCACUAGCUCAUACUGGUCAGCUCAACAGGGCGCACUUCGUCCCUCAUGCGUGUUUAAGCCCAAGUCGACGCUAGAUGUGUCUACAGUAGUUCUCGUGUCAAGAUUGUACCAGUGCCCCCUUGCUGUGAAAGGUGGCGGUCAUGCAGCAUGGGCUGGGGCUUCUAGUAUCCAAGAUGGCAUCACGAUCUCGAUGGAAAAUUUUAGGAGAGUAGAAGUAGCGGCGGAUAAGCAGAGUGUGGGUAUCGGGCCGGGGCUUCGCUGGAUAGAUGUGUAUACUGCGAUUGAGAAAGACGGUCUUAGCGUUGCAGGAGGGCGGAUGGCGCCAGUCGGCGUACCAGGGCUCCUUCUCGGAGGCGGCAUUUCCCAUUUUGCCAGCAAGCGUGGGUGGGCUUGUGACAAUGUAGCAAGUUUCCAGCUGGUUACUGCCUCGGGCAUUCCCAUUAAUGUCAGCGCGUCAUCUUACCCUGAUCUAUAUUGGGCGUUGAGAGGUGGAGGUAACAACUUUGGAAUUGUGACAAAUUUCAAACUAGAUGCUUUCCCGCUGGGCGAUAUGUGGGGAGGCCAGCGUGUGUACUUGGAGAACUCUUUUCCCGCUGUUCUCGAUGCGAUCCACGAAUUCACCAUAACCGGAUCGGUCAGAGAUGAAGAUGCUGCACAGAUUGUUACAUUCGCCAGUGCCCCGGGCAUCGGCAAGGUCGCUUUUGCAAACCUGCACUACGCCAAACCGAUUACCAACGCCUCAGUCUUUUCCAGCUGGAACAACAUCACCGCCAUCCAGGACACCACCGGUCUCCGUCCAAUGUCAGGAAUGGCCAAUCUUCUCAACGAAGGCGCUCCCGGACCAGGUGCCUACCAAACAUGGUGGGGAAUCAGCCUGAAAAUGGACAGACAACUCCUCGAUUUCAUAAUCUCAACUUUCUUCACCCAAGAAGCCAUCACCGCCAACGUCGAAAAGAUUCUCCUCAUCAUGGCCAUCCAACCCAUCACCGAAAGUGCCCUCAAAGCCAUGCAAAAGAACGGCGGAAACGCCCUCGGCAUCGAUCCCUCCAACGGCCCUUACUUCAUCCUAAAUUUCAACGCCGCCUGGACCAAACCCGACGACGAACCAAAAUUCCACGCCGUCAUUGCGAAGACAAUUCAGCUCAUCAAAGCAGGGGCUCAGAAGAGAAAUCUAGACAACGACUUUGUGUAUUUGAACUAUGCGUCGGAGUUCCAGGACCCGAUUGGAAGUUAUGGGAAGGAGAAUAAGGAGAGAUUGGUACGGAUAUCGCAGAAGUAUGAUCCGAAGCAGGUGUUUCAGUAUUUGCAACCUGGGGGGUUCAAGUUGGUUAAGGGGGCGCCGAAGGGUCGUGUGCCAGAUGGAUUGUUGUAG
Bipolaris oryzae ATCC 44560 is the source of this 1635-nucleotide messenger RNA. RefSeq lists its product as uncharacterized. The transcript has 4 exons. The coding region runs from base 1 to 1635 and encodes 544 amino acids. Gene Ontology annotation, molecular function: oxidoreductase activity; FAD binding. Lineage: Eukaryota; Fungi; Ascomycota; Dothideomycetes; Pleosporales; Pleosporaceae. The record is from RefSeq and is a predicted model, not a curated record.